CAGUGAAAUUCUUUUCAAGCGCAUUCUGAAAUGUACAACUUAAAUUACUGUUGAAAAUUUCACAAAAACAAACGUAUUUUGACAGUCUUCAUGUAAAGCGGGAAACUACAUCGGCGCGACAUUUAAAGGAGAUUUGCUGCCAUGAGCGGAAAGGCUUCGCCGCAGGGCGGCUCAAGCAGCCCGGAAAACAAGCCGCUCGCCAGCCCCAGGGCCGGUGCAAACGAUGACUAUGAUCCUCAUGAGCAUAGGCAGACGGAAAAUCCGACGAACAAUGUGGAGUCGCUGAUCCAUUUGCUGAAGUGCAGCUUGGGUACUGGCAUCCUGGCCAUGCCACAAGCCUUCGCCAACUCGGGACUUAUCACGGGGAUAAUCGCGACGGUGAUCGUAGGCGCCAUUAUCACGCACUGUCUGAGAAUUCUUAUCAGGUCGCAGUACUGGGUAUGCAAACAGAAGCGAGUGCCACUGCUGACGUACCCGGAGUCUAUGAGGGGCUCCCUGGUCGCCGGCCCGCCCUUCAUGCACAAGCUGGCCAAACCUUCUGCAGCCACAGUUGACACCUUCCUUGUUGUGUACCAACUCGGCGUCUGCUGCGUCUACAUCGUCUUCAUAGCUGGCAACAUUAAGAAGCUUGUGGACCCGUUUAAGGAGAUGCGUAUCGAACUGCACAUGCUGUUCAUUCUUAUCCCGCUGGUGGCUUUCAACCUAAUACCAAGUCUGAAGAUGUUGUCGCCUUUCUCGCUCCUCGCCAAUGUCCUCACGGUGAUCGGAUUGGGCAUCAUCGUUUACUACGUGACGUCAGACCAGAAGACUGACGAGCCAAUAGACCUGUGGGGCUCGCCGAAGACCUUUCCUCUCUUCUUCGGGACAGUAUUGUUCGCGCUCACUGCAGUAGGAGUUGUAGUAGCAAUAGAGAACAACAUGAAGACACCCAAGUCCUUUGGAUCGAAUUUUGGCGUGCUGAACAUCGGGAUGACCAUAAUCGUGUUGUUGUACGUGGCUAUGGGCGCUAUCGGGUACAACUAUUGUAGGUCCCAAUGCUUGGACUCUAUCACGCUUGAUUUGCCCGAUUCUGGAUUGGCAACAAGCGUAGUGAUCAUGUAUACGAUAGCGAUCUUCAUCAGCUACGCACUUCAUUGCUACGUGCCCGUGGAGAUAGUGUGGCGGGACUACCUGAAGCCACGUCUGCAGAAGAAGGGCGUCCAGAAGUUCUGGCCAUACGAAUAUGGGCUGCGCAUCGUGCUCUGCUUGAUCACAUUCGUUUUGGCAGCGGCGGUACCUCGGCUUGGCCUGUUUAUAUCUCUGUUCGGAGCCCUGUGUCUGUCGGCGCUGGGAAUGUGUUUCCCAGCUAUGAUGGACUUCUGUUGCGGCUGGCCCGACAGGCUGGGGCCCGGACGCAUCAUCAUGUACAAAGAUAUCCUCUUAUUCAUCAUCGGACUUAUUGGGUUGGUGGCUGGCACGUACGUCGCGCUAGUUGGCAUAGUAAAAUCGUUCACUGACUAACUCGCCGUGAGCAGAUCAAUGCGUGGUCAGGGUACGCCUCAACGCCACUCAUGCUUGCCUAGACAUCUGUACGCAUUUCUUUUCGAACUAUUGUAGAAAUAUAGCAGCGUAUAGAUGUUUUUCACAUGACCUAAUUGCAAAUAAAUUUAAGUAGAGGACCUGGGUACACAACUAGAAUAAAAUAGAUUUUAAAAGGGAAUUGGCGAUAGUUAUUAAUGCGUCAUUGCUUCUCUACAAGCGCCUUUUUUAAUCCAUGAAUUACAUAUUUUGAUUUGCUUGGCGAGUUUCAAGAUUUACAAAUAAAAAGUGUUAUUAGAGUGUAGCAAAUUUAAGUCAAGGUGCGCAUUUGCUGCAUAAAAUAAUGAAAAGAUUACCAUUUACCAUCAUAACCACGUUAGGCGUGUAUUAUACAUACAUAAACUGCUCACAGCCCGAAAGGGAUGAAUUAAAGGUAAAGGUUAUCGCUCGAGUGUAUGUAAGUGGUUCAUAAAUUACAAACCGUUUUCAAAACAUUUUGUAUUAGAACUUUUCAAAGUGGUUUCAUAUCUGCGUUGUGCCAGCAACGCGCCUUCGUUUGAUGCAAUUGUGAUAUCUAUAAUACAUUAUUAACAAUUAAUCUUUGGUAUUUGUAAAAUCUUGGUACAAAAUGGCGCCUACUGGCCCAUCCGCGGCCGGACCAACGCUGCAGACAUUCCUUGAGAAUAUUGUUGUUGACGUCAAUUGUGUUAGUUUAUAAUAAAUAUUUUUUUUGUUAUUGUUAUUUCUGCUACUAGGUACUUUGA
Molecule: messenger RNA, 2282 nt
Organism: Amyelois transitella
Lineage: Eukaryota; Metazoa; Arthropoda; Insecta; Lepidoptera; Pyralidae
Product: proton-coupled amino acid transporter-like protein CG1139
Exons: 10
Coding region: 142-1500 (452 amino acids)
Biological process (GO): amino acid transmembrane transport
Cellular component (GO): vacuolar membrane
Molecular function (GO): amino acid transmembrane transporter activity
Source: RefSeq, a predicted model, not a curated record